Nerophis lumbriciformis (worm pipefish) is the source of this 1851-nucleotide messenger RNA. The record is from RefSeq and is a predicted model, not a curated record. NCBI's taxonomy places the organism in Eukaryota, Metazoa, Chordata, Actinopteri, Syngnathiformes, Syngnathidae.
AUGCGGACGCCUCUGCUGCUGUUGGCCGCCCUAAGCUGUCUGCGUGCCGGCGCGGGCUCGGAGCCGGAGUCGCUGGAGACGCUGGUGCGGGAGGCGGACCCCGACUCGGCGGAGGAGUCGGCUUUGCUCCGACCCAAGGUGCUGAUCGCCAUCGUGGCUCGCAACGCCGCGCACAGCCUCGCUCAGCACCUGGCCUGCAUCGAGAGGCUCGACUACCCCAAGGAGCGCAUCGCCAUCUGGGCGGCGAGCGACCACAACGUGGACAACACCACGGCCAUGUUGCGAGAAUGGCUGAAGAACGCCCAGCGCGUCUACCAUUACGUGGAGUGGAGACCCAUGGAAGAGCCCAGGUCCUACACGGACGAGUGGGGUCCAAAGCAUUGGCCGGCGUCCAGGUUCAAGCACGUGAUGAAGUUGAGGCAGGCGGCGCUCAAGGCUGCCAGGGAACGGUGGGCCGACUUCAUACUGUUUGUAGACAGCGACAACCUGCUGACCAACCCUCGUACACUCAACUUGCUCAUUGCUGAGAACUUGACUGUGGUCGCCCCAAUGUUGGAGUCCCGCUCUUUGUACUCCAACUUCUGGUGCGGUAUCACCCCUCAGGGCUACUACAAAAGAACCCCGGACUACCAGCCGAUCCGUGAGUGGAAGCGUAUGGGCUGCUUCCCGGUCCCAAUGGUGCACAGCACCUUUCUUUUGGACCUGAGGCGGGAGUCCAGCCGCGAUCUGGCCUUCUACCCGCCUCACCCCGACUACAGCUGGGCUUUCGAUGACAUCAUGGUGUUUGCUUUCUCUGCACGGCAAGCGGGUGUGCAGUUGCACGUGUGCAACAGAGAGCACUACGGCUUCCUUCCCGUUCCCCUCAAGGCGCACCAAACCGUGGAGGACGAGCGCGAGAGUUUCAUCCACACAAUCACGGAGGCCUUGAUUGACCACAAUAUCGAACCAUCUGAGUAUCUGACUUCUCCACCGUCACAGCAGGACACGAUGGGUUUAGAUGAUAUCUUCCUGAUAAACUUAAAGCGUCGGCUGGACAGAAGAAGCCGGAUGUUGAAAACAAUGUCGGCGCUGGGCCUGCGCGCCACGCUAGCGGCGGCGGUGGACGGCAAAGCUUUGAACACGUCGCAGCUGCAGGCGUUAGGAAUAGAAAUGCUGCCCGACUAUAAGGACCCAUACUCGGGUCGGGUUCUGACCAGAGGCGAGAUCGGCUGCUUCCUGAGCCAUCAUUCCAUAUGGAGUCAGGUGGUGGAGCGUGGCCUUCAGAAAGUUCUUGUUCUAGAGGACGACGUGAGAUUCGAGCCUCGCUUUAAACGACGACUUCAGGCAAUCAUGGAUGAAGUAGAGAAAACUCAGCUGGACUGGGACCUCAUCUACGUGGGGCGUAAGCGCAUGCAAGUGCAGCAGCCCGAGCGUUCGGUGGACGGCGUCAACAACCUGGUGGAAGCCGACUACUCGUACUGGACGCUAGGCUACGUGCUAUCGCUACAGGGGGCAAACAAGCUACUGAACGCCAAACCCUUCACUAAAAUGCUGCCAGUUGAUGAGUUUCUGCCUGUGAUGUUCAAUAAACACCCCAACGUUGACUACAUGUCACACUACGAGCCACGGGACCUGCGGGCUUUCUCGGUGGAGCCACUGCUGAUUUACCCCACGCACUACACGGGUGAGCCGGGCUACAUCAGCGACACCGAGACCUCCACCAUCUGGGACGAUGAGGCCGUGGCCACCGACUGGGACCGCCAGCACGCCCGCAAGACCGCCCAGCAGGGCCGCAUUCGAACGGUGGCCCAGAACAGCGUGACAGGGGACUCACCGCCGCCCGCCGCUAGAGCCUCCAGGGACGAACUUUGA